This is a messenger RNA of Penicillium hordei, 1899 nucleotides long. RefSeq lists its product as uncharacterized. NCBI's taxonomy places the organism in Eukaryota, Fungi, Ascomycota, Eurotiomycetes, Eurotiales, Aspergillaceae. Bases 1 to 1899 code for a protein of 632 amino acids. The transcript has 3 exons. The record is from RefSeq and is a predicted model, not a curated record.
AUGUCCUCCUCAUUCACAUCUUCUACCUUGUCGAAGGCUAGUUGUCACGCACUGAGCUUUUACUCAACUUCAUCAUCCUCCUCUCCGUUCGGUGGUUCAGUACAUGUGGACAGUCAUGGAUUCUUGAAAUCCUCCCACCGUGCUGGUGGCCCGACACUAUGCUCCCUUCCAGCUCUCACAAAAACAAAUAUUCCUUCUACAGUUCCCAGACUGUCCCUUCGAACUCAAGACCGUACAGCCAGCAUCCUAGGGGAACAUGGGCUUGGGUUUAGCUAUGUGAGGCUUGUGGGGCGCAUCUCAAAGGUUGACCCGGAACCUGAACCUAUCCUCACCAUGCUUAUUGUGAUGCCGGAUCAGCCAAAUCCGGACAAGUGGUACCGUGCUUUACGUCAUAUUCAGCCAGAGCUUGCAAAGGAUAUCCCCGGGAUCUGUGUUGAGCUGAUCGAAGAACAGCUAAAUCGGGGGAUCUACUGCUCCCCUGUGAAUAGGGGACACCCGAUCUAUCGCAAGUGGCCCUCGAUUGUCGACUUCAUUCUGUCGCAUGCUGAUUUCCGUGAGUGGACCGCUUUGGAAUGUUGGAGAUACGGAACAGACACAGUGAGACAGCUAAACCCUGUCACUGUCAUUGUUCAAGUCCGCAAAACAAGCACGUACCCAUUCAUCACAGCAGCACGGCAUCUACAUGGUAUCCUCGCAUACUUUGAUUUGGCAGAUGUGGACGUCUUAUUUCAGAGAGACAGCAAUACGCCACUCGUACAGAAUCCUACUCUAGAUAGAGAUGUUUGUGCGGGAGCGAUUCACCCCGGUGUUAGCCUCGGAAUCCAUCAAUGUUCCGCGGGAACUUCCACCCUUGGUGGCCUUGUACAACUCCAGUUUUCCGGUCAAACUGAAUGGCGUACCUACGGCCUGACAUGUUUCCAUGCUGUUUGGCCACCGACAAACCACCGCAACCCUGAGUGGUUCAAGAUUCACAACGCUGGAAAAGUAAAUCUAGCCAUUGCAACCUGGGAGUUCUCUCCACUUGAUCCUCGAAAGUCCGAAUCAUUCCCUGAUGUUGCUCAACAGAUUCUAUGGGUUGACCAUCCUUCACUGCGAGAUUUGGACAACACUAUCAAGGGAAAUAAUGAUAUUAUCGCGGAUCUCAGGACACCACGGUUUCUGCAGUGUGAGAAAGAGAUGAAUAAGGGUGACGAUGGAUUGCUCCCAGAAUCAGCCCAGGCCCACUACCGUGCAGUGGUCAGACAAAUCCAGGCCAUCGAGGAGACCCGCAGCGCUUUUAUCGCAAUGCGUGAUAGUGGCAGCUACCUUCUAGGUCAUGUUUAUGCUGGAAGCGGUCUCAAUAGAACGCCGGAGUUGAAAAACACAGAAGGAACCCAAGAACCGCGUCUGAUAUCCACCGACUGGGCUCUAAUUAAAAUCAACCCCGAGCGGUUACAACCACAGCAGCACGGAGACAAAAUUUCUGGCAACCGGCCUUUCCACUAUUCCCGCUUUGGACACCCAGGGUGGCUUCCGGAGCAGUUUAUCUAUGAUCCAAACUUUGAACCCUUGUGCGGCCUGAAACUCCACAAAUGUGGUCGCUCUACCGGAAUCACAACAGGAACAUACAGCUUUCUAGAUUGUGUUCGCUUCACUGAGACUUUAGACGAGUACGGGAUGGCUCAGACUAUUCCAACAUGGGAACACAAGGUUGCUAGCGGUCCAGAUGGCUCCUUUGCUGAGAAGGGUGACUCCGGAUCGUGGAUAUACACCCAAGAUGGUGCGGUUGUUGGAAUUUUAAAAUCUGGUGACCAGAGCAAAGACACCGGGACAAUGACUUUGAUGUCUGAAAUUUUCGAUGAUAUCAAGAGUAUCACCGGUGCCACCAAUGUGCGAAUCGCUCCCGACCCAGAUUUCUGA